Porites lobata is the source of this 3254-nucleotide messenger RNA. NCBI's taxonomy places the organism in Eukaryota, Metazoa, Cnidaria, Anthozoa, Scleractinia, Poritidae. The record is from the annotation of a GenBank genome assembly.
AUGUCUGAAAAUUUACAAAUCGAACAGGAUGUCAUUCGAUCGGUGUCCGCUCCGCGCUGCGCGCGUUGUAGAAAUCACGGCCAAACGGCGUAUCUUAAAGGACAUAAACGAUACUGUCCCUGGAGGGAAUGCACUUGCUCAAAAUGCAGUUUGAUUAUUGAACGGCAGCGUCUUAUGGCGGCCCAAGUGGCGCUCAAGCGCGAAGACAGCGAACUGCCUCCGGCUGGGUUUCGAAACGUUGUGAGCACGGUAGAGCCUACCUGUGCGGUACCGUAUCGAUCACCGCCUCGGGUGAGCGAUGCUCUACCGACGGUCAUUUGUCCGACGGCGGUGCAGUUUGAUGUUAAUAACAACGCGGCUCCCGACGAACGUGCGGAUAUGAGCACAGCUGAAGUAAAAACCAGUCGCACUUCACCGUCUCCACCCAAAGGUAAGAAAUUAACAGUUGGUUUUAUUUUAUAAACCUUAUAUUUUUUAGCAUAAAGAAAGAAAAUAUGACUAAGAAACUUUCUUUGAACAGUCAACGUGGAAGAGUUCAUCCAUAGGCUUACAACUAGAAACGUAUAACAGGGUAAAGAGACAAUUGAAUUGAUUAUGUACUGAAUAUAUGCUGAUUUGUUACAGCGAGUCAGUUUGCUAUGAACGAAACUGUUUGUCGCAAUAACCACUUUAGAUCAUUCACCAACAAUAUUCUACACUUGAUUGGUUUGGAAUUUUGGAACAGUGUCUUUAUAACUUUAUAAAACUGAUUUGAUGUUGUUAAGCUGAAGCGCUUCAGGUUGCUUUGCAAAUCAUUUCACUCAAGUAACAGUGUUGAAGGAAAAAGAAAAUGGACUGCACGCACGCCAUGGGCUCUUAAAAGCAACUUGAAUCUGUACUCUUGAAGGACUUUUUAAAAACUUAAUAUUCUCCUAGAUGUUGCUUAAGGUUUGAAAGUGUUCCCUUGCAUAUUGAUAACUGACAAACAAUCUAUUGAACGGGUUAAACAAGAUGAGAGGAUCUUGAAAGUACUUAUUAUAAGCAAACUAUACAAAAGUCAGUUCCUGAUAGCCCAUACUUCAGUCUCGCCAAUUUUCACCACCAACUCUCUUUCAUGAACAACUGAGAAAAAUCUUGGGAUUUGCCGGACUGUUUGAGCUUGAGUCAGUUGUUUUCAUUCAGACUGCUCUGGGAACUCAUUGCUUUAAAGGCUUCGUAAAUUUACGAUAUUUCAAACUAGUCUUGGCGGAGAACUUUGUGGGUCUGAUUCACACGCAAAAGGACUAUUUUUCAAAUUUCAAAAUUUUAAAAGAGCAAAACAAGUCUUUUUUUUAUGCUCAUUAUUUUAAUUUGUGGCCAUGAAUCAUGAGAGCACUGAGAACCUCUCAGUCUGAGAAAAACCUGGUGAGAAGGAACAAUUCAUGACACUGAUUCAGAGAACAAAAUUUACUUUUAAUUGUACUGAGACGUAUUAAGCGCUUGGCUCGCUAAUACAAAAAAGCAUUUUUCCUAAUUCAAGAAAUGCAGUAAAAGUUGUUACUGUGGAACCUCGACAGGGACUGCAAUUUCGAGGCCGGUUCUUUCCGCGUAUUUUACUAUGCCUGGAAUCUAGAAUAUCGUACGUUAUAUCCGGGUUCCACUGUAUUCAGUUCAAUUUAUUUAAACUGAACUACAAGUUAAAAAUUAUUGGGGACAAACAUAUUAAAUAUUUUAUGGAUAGACGUAAUUUUACGGCUAAAUAAAAAAGUAUCGAUCAUUGGAAAAUCGUCUGAAAAAUGACUGCCCUUGUACUUAAAAAAUUCAAGUUUAGCCCUUAAAGGUCUACUAGUUUCUAUCAGAGUCAACGGCCAUGCAAAAAUACUUUCGUGAGUGUCCAUAAACGCCACCAUAACGAACUAUCGCGAAACAAACUACUUUUUCAGGGCGUUGUUUACCGUGCGUAAUCUUUUCGCAAAAUAUUGAACUAACAAAUUAUAGUCUCUUGGUGAAUUCAACAACUAAUCAUACAGUGUGUUAAAACAUUCUACUUUAUCGUAAUAUAAACAUGAUCACCAGGAACUUUCUCACGGGUCCCUAAUGCUCGCUUCAGUCUUUCACAUAGAAAAACAGUGAUAAAAGAGCACCUGCUGCAAAUGUUCCUUACUUGCUCUCGAUUUUUCGAAAGUCUUUUCCUUUUUUAUUCUAUUAAGAAAGAUGUUGUAUUUUAAAUUCUUCUCUAUUUGUAUAGGAUCGUGGUAUUAGGACAAUUGGCUUUUGAAAGUGAAGAGAAUGGAAUCUCGAUCAUUAUGUAGGGCGUUGGUGGAGGUGAUGUUAUUCAAAAACAGUGUUUUCUGAACGACAUUUAACAGUUGUGAACAAUACAAAACCCUGUGAAGAAACCUCCAUGACAAUCUUCAUUCUUGCAUGCAAUUUGGGCAAAAUUCCUUCUACUUAGUGGUUUUACCAGUCAUUAAAGUGGAUGUUUUGGCCUCAAUAAACUAAGCUAUUUUGCACGACGCGUUUCAUAUAAUACUUAGCCCAACUUUAUCUGGACUGUCAUAAUUUUUUUUUUUACAGGACUAAAGCGCAGUUUUUCACAAGUUGAAUCUUCGUUCCCGUCACCUCCCGAGGCGGGAGAUGAUAACGUCUUCUAUGACAGUGACGGGACCAAUGGCGAAUCGAAUGGUGACAUCGGGGAAUUUGAACAACCAACCAAUCAAGAUAAACAAAAAGAGGCUUUCCGUUCUUGCAGCGACGACGAAGGAAAAGAGCAUCUUGAGAGUCCCGGAAACCAGGUUUCUAAUUAUCGUGGGAAACUGCCUCCAUUAGAAUUACUUACCAGGCUUUUUCCAACUCAGAGGCGGGGUGUACUGGAACUGAUUCUCAAGGGUUGCCAUGGAGAUGUUCUAAGGGUAAUUGAGUGCGUUCUACCAAGUCACGAGAAAGCUCUAGCUUCUUUAAAGACACCCGAGACGCUGCAUUACAGCCCAGGCAUACAUUCAAGUUAUAUUGCUCAUCAGGCUCGAUCGCCUUAUCAAGGCCCAAUGAGGCCUGGGCACUACCCUAUCUACGGAUCGCCACCAGGUUUCUCGUAUCCUAUGAUGGAGUACUUGCACGCACCAAAAUAUAGUCUGGGAGCGAACUGUAAAGCAGCUGACCAGGAACAUGCGUACAACGUGGUUUCGUCCAAGGACCAAACAAAUGUAGUAGGGAAAGUUUGCUGCGAGUGCUCCGCUAAAUGUUCACCUAGCAGCAACUUUUGCAGCUCAUGCGGAAAAUGUUUCAAAGAAACAUAA